Musa acuminata AAA Group (dessert banana) is the source of this 707-nucleotide messenger RNA. RefSeq lists its product as uncharacterized. The record is from RefSeq and is a predicted model, not a curated record. The transcript has 4 exons. Bases 17 to 439 code for a protein of 140 amino acids. Lineage: Eukaryota; Viridiplantae; Streptophyta; Magnoliopsida; Zingiberales; Musaceae.
UUUGGUAUGUCUUCGUAUGUUAAUUCGAAGGUGUGUCUAUGAAAACAUAUCAAAGGAUGAGAUACAGAAGUUGUUUCCACCAGAAGUCCUACCUGAAUUACAAAGAUUACUCACCCUGCUCCUGCAGAAGUUUCAACGAGAAUGGCGCGAAGAUGUGCUCAAAGAUCAGGUUUCUUUGCCUCGCCUGAAGGCAAUGACAUGUAAUGUGGUAAAUCAAAAUCAAGAUUCUGUGGAGCAUGUUGCUGUUAUGAAUCUGAAGCUCCAAGGUGAUACACAGUCUUCAUCUGGUGAAACACAGGUUAAAUUCCAAUUGGCAAGAGAUACCCUCGAGACAAUGUUGAAGUCUAUGUACUUCAUAAGAGAUCAAAUGUCCAGUGGGGAUGCUACCUCUAAUGGACCUGGGCAAGAACAGGGAGCAGCCGAAACAGCCUUAACAUAAAAUCUUGGGAUGCCUCGCCUAUGUAUUAUAGUUUUCUUUCUUUGCUUAACACUGACAUAAUAUUCUGUGUUCUUAUUCUUCUCAAUCCUGUGACUCUGGACUUUUGAAGCUACUUAGCAACCCUUUUGUUUCCCAACUAAACUCAUCCAACUGUAUCUAUGUGUGUGUAGCAUGGGGGCAAAUACUGUCAAUUAGGUUUUAUUUUCAGAAUGUGUUUUAGAUCAUUUUCAAUUUAUUCUAGAAGCAAAACAUCUUAUUCUUUUGAGAA